AAAAAACUGAACAAACUAACAAACAAAGGAGUUAAUUUUAGGGUUGAUUGCAGCUGAUUUCCUUAUUCAACUCACAAUCACAUUUUUGAGUGACCCUUCAGCAAUUUAGCAUCAAGUUGAGUUCUUUUUCGAUUUUCCAAUCUGAAUAUUCUACAAAUUCGUUUGCUUGACCGGGUUCAGAUCAAAGAUUGAAUUUUUUGGUUUCAGCUUUUUGGGGUGUGCUCAUGGUGGUGAGGUUUAACCCUUCGUGUCUCACACUGUAUCAACAUCCUCACCACUCUGUUUGUUUCUCGAAACAAGUAUCUGUUAAAAGCAGUUAUGGGAGACACAUGAAAAGAGGUGGAAUUUCAAGGCCCCAGAUAGAGUUUCCUUCUCCUUUGGGGAACGGUGAGGGUUUGCGUGUGUUUGUUGUGUCUGAUUUGCACACUGACUAUGCUGAGAACUUGAAUUGGGUGAAGUGCCUGAACAAUGUGAAGCACAACGUGAAUGAUGUUCUUCUUGUGGCUGGUGAUGUUGCUGAGACAUAUGACUUGUUUGUUGUGACAAUGUCUCUCUUGAAAGAAAGAUUUGAACAUGUGCUCUAUGUGCCUGGAAAUCAUGACCUUUGGUGCCGUCGCGAGGGACAAAAAUAUGUUGAUUCUGUUGAAAAGCUGGAUAAGUUGCUUGAAGCAUGUAAGGCACUUGGAGUUGAAACACAACCAAUGGUUAUAGGUGAAUUAGGAAUCAUUCCCUUGUUCUCUUGGUACCAUGAGAGCUUUGACAGAGAGAAGGACAUAACGGGAUUUCACAUCCCGCCUUUGGAGAUGGCAUGUAAAGACUUCCAUGCGUGUAAGUGGCCACAUGGACUUUCAAAUGGAGAUAUGUCCCUUUCAAUGUAUUUUGAUGCCAUGAAUGAUAAGCAACUGGAGAUGAUGGAGGAGGUUAAGAUGAAAUGUGAUCACAUUAUUACCUUUUCCCAUUUUGUUCCAAGGCAGGAACUGUGUCCAGAGAAGAGGAUGUUAUUUUAUCCUAAGCUUCCAAAAAUAAUUGGUUCAGACUCUCUUGAAGAUAGAAUAAGGUCUAUUCAUGGUGCUGAGGGUAAGAAGGAUGCAUCAUCUGCUUGCCAUGUGUUUGGCCAUACUCACUUUUGUUGGGAUGCUGUUGUUGAUGGUAUCAGGUAUGUGCAAGCACCAUUGGCAUAUCCAAGGGAGAGGAAGAGGAGAAUGAAUGGAGGUGAAAAUUGGCUACCAUUUUGCAUUUAUGCUGAAAACAAAUUUUCUGAGAGACUCAAUCCUUGCUUUUGGUCUGACUAUUAUUCUGCCAACCCAAGAACACCUCAUAACACUGAACUUGCUCCUUGGGUUGCCAGAUUUUACAGGCAAACACACCCUGUAGAUGUGUAAUGUUUUUGUUGUUACUUGUAGACACUCAUGAAGCAUUCCUCUCUAGAGGAUUCAUUGUUUACUAUUUUCAAUAUAGGCUGGGCAUUUCAUUCUA
This is a messenger RNA of Arachis stenosperma, 1476 nucleotides long. RefSeq lists its product as uncharacterized. The transcript has 7 exons. Gene Ontology annotation, molecular function: hydrolase activity. NCBI's taxonomy places the organism in Eukaryota, Viridiplantae, Streptophyta, Magnoliopsida, Fabales, Fabaceae. The record is from RefSeq and is a predicted model, not a curated record. The coding region runs from base 225 to 1382 and encodes 385 amino acids.